GUUGAAUUAAGACCCCAAUAAAAUGUUGCACGAGUUGCUCUGUUCGGUCUUUCACGAGACAUGUCUUACUAGGUUAGCGAAUAUGGGCCCUGACUGCAGGCUUGUGGAAAAUGGCUUUACAGAAUUUACUGAAGAUGGUACGUAACAUCAGGAGGAUUUUUCUAGUGAAAACCUGUUGAUUUGGAGGAUGGUGUUUCCUGGCGUUCACAGAAGCAGGAGUCAGUGCUAAGAUUUUCAGGAUGGAAUAGUACACUGACCAGAAAAGCUUCCCAGGUUGCAGUUGGAAGAUGGUGGAAGGAGGUCAUGCUAGACACCAGACAUUUCUGCCUCUCAGAUGCAGCUUAUCUAAUCAUGAUUUCUGAUUAUGCUGAAUUGGGCCAUCGAGGAAAAUAAAGUGUUUGAUUUUGUUGAUUGAGAUUUGCUGAUGCUUUCUCCCUCCCCCCCCCCCCUUUUUUUUUUUUUCUUGGGGUUCAUCAGUGCAGUAGUUUGUUUAUAAAUGUGUUGUGAUGGUAUAUCAAGUACUGUGGACUGGUAUUUACAGAAAUACUUUAUCCUUUGACAGGAGGUCUCAAUUACAAAACCUAACUGCUGCCAAAAUAGUAUACUUUUAUGAUUUGUGUUAGUGUCAGUUUAUGGUGGUGCAUUUUAAUAUCUGCUUUCAAUAAAUUGCUCGCUUGCAUUAUUUUUAGACAUGGUAAUUGGAUAAGGCUUAUGGAGAAUUUGGAAUUUUGAACAAUUUUUAAACCGUAUUAAAAGGAGGGUAUGUAGGAAGCUGAAUGUGCGUAUGCCUAUCUUUAAAAAAAAAAAAAAAAAACACGUGACAUUAGAUCGCUUGUCAUCUUCACGGAACAUUAUUGAAUAUUGUACAUUCAAACAGCUGUAUUAAACACGCAAUGCAGCCAAAGGUACGUGCCAUCCACGGGACUUUUGAUACGAAAAUCGUGAUUUAAGUCUUGGACAUGUCUGUCUUCGCGGUGUUUCACCAGUAGCUUCAUAACCACGUACUGCCCCGAAACAAUGGCAACAUCAGCUUCCUAACAGUUGUCGGGGUUACUAAAUGUCUCUUUAAAAUAGGCAGACCAUCUAAAAUUUGCAUUCGUCAUGGCGCAAAUUGGCUAACAACGCCACCAGGUGAAUAUUAAUAUAAAUUGUCUAAGAGGUUCGCACUAUAUCACCACGACGUUGAUGUGUUUUGGGUAAGCGGCUGCUUCAGUAGCUGUGAUGGCGAUGUAGUUAAAACGAAUCUGCAUCAGUGGCUGUGAUGGCGGUGUAGUUAAAUGUCGAUAUUUAUUGCGUUAGGUCCAAGUGUGAGGCUGGUAUCGUUUCUAAAAACUUUGGUAGCCAAGAUAAUGUUUAGUGAGCAACGCCAGAUUUCUGCCGAAGACAAUACGAUGUUGCUGGAAUCUAGUCGGCUAAGCUAGCUAGCUAAGACAUUACCAUUGCCGAUAUUGAUGCAUUCGUUUCAAAUAUUUAUACCGUUGACUAGUAUAAUAGUCACUUUGAGUGUUUAACAUUUUUGGAUAACCGAACUGGGGAUCUGCCAGUAACUAGUACUAGAAACAUUGGCCCCUGAUCGCAUGUAAGUCGAUGUUAGCUCGCUAGAUAGUUAACCUAGCUGUUACCACGGACCCAAGUGCUCAAAAACAGGAAAAUGUUCAAGGAAGUUGGCUAUCUUUUUUGUUUUGUUUACUACGCUAGCUAACUAAAUACACUGAAUUUGUAGUUAGCUCGUUAGCGCUUGGUGAUAUUUGCUAAUACACGAAAUGUAGACGUGGUAAAGGCUGGUUUUUUUUCAUAAGUUUAUUGGUGAGUGUAUCGGCUAGGUGUGCCCUUAAUUCUUUAAAUUGUUUAGGUAAACUGGUUCAUUUAGACGACAAACCACCUCAACAGGUGUGGUCUACGGUACUUCUUAUGUAACAUCAGAAUAUGUGAAAGAUGACAUUUGCAAGUGGCUAGGUUGGAUUGUUUGUUGUCCGUCCUAUCAAGAGUUUGAAAUAUGUCUUGGGAUAUUACUGAAAUUAUCUGAUUUACCUUAGUAUUUAAUAUAUGUUAAUUAGCUUACAUUUAUCGUAUGGUCAGUUUUAAUUUGGAGAAACGUUUCGCAUAUUUAUCAGGAUAAAGUAACCGAAAGACAUGACUGCUGUUGUAGGACGUGUUUGGGCAUGGAUGAGCCCAAGCAACAUGUAUCGCCCUUGGGGCAAUAAACGAAAACUAGAAACGACGUUUACAAGCGAAGGUCGCGUAGAAAGCAGGUGGGGUUUCGGGAGAGUAACUUCUUGGAUUUGGGGUGGGCAGGGAAAUCAAUGUGACCCAAAGACACAGGCAGAGGAAUACUGGGAAGCGGAGGAGGAAACGCACAAGCCCUUAGAAAUAGAAGAACUGACUGCAGCUGAGUCAGAAACAGCAGGCUCACAGAGCACCCCACGCUGGUGGAGUCGGGUGCUUCCUUCUUCCUUCUUUAGGCUGAGCUCAACCAACAGCAGCGGACUUGGGCAAAGGAAAUUUGCAGUCUGGAAUGAGGCACCAUGGGACUCUGACUCCAAAGAUGGAGAGCUUUCCGACUACGGCACCCCGCCCCCAUCUCCCACACCCCUUUCACAGAGGUCAUCGCUGAUCCAGGUUUUGGCUCACACAUGGACUGGAGAUAUCCUUCCAGAACACUACGAGAUAUGCUUCAAUUUCCUUCGCCACCUCUUUGACCUGUUUGUUGUUGGAUUCCUUUGGAUGGUCUCCCCCCCUACCAAGUUCAUCCUUGAUAUCCUUGGUGUACACGGUGCUCUGAAACUGUGGCUCCAUGGCAUGGCCAUGUUUUUUGUAUCCUCGGUGGGGAUGGCUGGACUGCUCUGGUUGGUCCAGGAGUACCUACCCCAGUUUGCUCUGGUUUAUGGCAUCAUUCAAGCCUUGGUUAUCUCCGUCAGUGUGCAGCAGAGUGUGAUCUUGGGAACAGGGGCUAAUGAGGUGCAAGAUGGAAAGGUGGAAGAGGAGGAAGACGCAGGGCAACAGAGUGAUACGACUGAUAGCACCAACAAAGGAGUGGAUGUGCACUGAGAAGUCAUCUUCAGGUUGUUACUAAUAUGGGGAGGCCUAUGUCUUUGUGGUGUAGCCACAUACUGACCACUUCAUCACAGUUAGAUCAGUGACUGAGCCAAACACUGCAUAAGGCUGUAUGACACAAAUUCCUGAAGACAACAUUCAUCAGUUUCUUUUACAUAGUCACUACAGAAGAGGCCUGAUCUCAAAGGAAACUCUGCCUUUUGCUACAAUAGGAUUUUAUGAUGAUGUAUUUAUAUUUUGAACCCGAGUUGGUGGAAUUUCAGAAGGUUGCAUUGUAAGUAAGAGUCGAGUGUAACCUGCAUAACAUGCACUGAAAAGGCACUCUCUGACCUAUCUAGCUGUGUGGCCCUCACUCUCGGUGCACUAGGUGAGCUUAAGAAGGGAACGAUAGUUAAAGUGUGAAUACAGAAAGGUAAACCCAGUGGCUUUAAAGGUCCUGUCACCACCAGCGAAUUACCUUGAGAUAUGCUUUUUAAUGCAGCAUUGCCUGAUGUAAACAUUUGCCAGACUUCUCAUAUAGUAUUUGUACUGCCUUACACAUUUAACACAUUUGUAUCAUUUCUUCAUAUUAAUGAUAUUCUGUGUACUUUAUAUCAGUCUUUACAAAAUAAAUGCAUAGACAUGGAUUCUUCCUUUAAAGGGGUACUUGGGAAUAUUUGAGAUCCUUAAGCCUAAUUAAGAAAGUGAACUUGAAGGGCUGCAAUUGCUCCCAUGGUACAAUACAGCCAGGCCUUGAGCACCAUGUUGUACCAUAUCAUUAACUCAUUAUUGUUAUUUAUCUGCCAAAGGUUUAUAAGUGUGCACAUGCUAUACUUCCCAUUUAAUAGUUGCAUUUCUUUCUUGUUUUAAUAGAUGGGCAUCAUUAGGGUUUGUGUGUUUUUGUGAUGCGAUUAACUCAAUUUUGUUUUCAGUUCAUUUGUUUAUUUAAUCUCACAAGACUGUGUUAAAUCUACUACCUUACUGAAUUUAAUACCUGAUUGAAUUUUGUGCUUGUACUAUAUUAACAUUUAGCUAAUUAGUUUGUUAACAUUACGUUUUAUAUCACUACACGAUCAUUGGCAGAUGCACGCCAUAAUGACACAAAUGUGUCUUUCCUAUUUAUUACCUGAGGGUCCACCACAGGUAUAUUAUUGCAUGAUUAUUGGAAUUAAAUCAUAAUUCCAAUUACAGUGAAGUGCUUUUUGAAGUUUUGUUGUUGUGCAUAUCACUUAUAGCAUUGUUUAUUAAUAUCUUAAAAGCUUUUACUAGGUAAAUAAAAAAAAAUCUGUUAAUGCCAAAAUAGCUUGGUUAAUGCCCUUUUAAGAUUUUUCCUUAAUGUCUGUCACAUUAAAGUGCAGGAUCACUGUUAAAAAGGAGACAACAGGGUGUACAGCAGUAAAAAGUGGUACAUUUUUGGUCUAAGCAAAAUAAUAUUGAGUACAUGUGAUGUGAAAUAAGCCUUUAAACUGUUUGAACAGAGGAAUGCCAAGUUCUUAAAUAAUCACUGUUCACCACUUUGAGCCUGAAAUAGUUGCUAUGGCUGUAAUAAAUCUGUCUCAACCACAUA
This is a messenger RNA of Electrophorus electricus (electric eel), 4600 nucleotides long. RefSeq lists its product as uncharacterized. The record is from RefSeq and is a predicted model, not a curated record. NCBI's taxonomy places the organism in Eukaryota, Metazoa, Chordata, Actinopteri, Gymnotiformes, Gymnotidae.